AAUUCAAACCCACAACACAAGAUCGACUAAACACACAAUCUUGAUUUAUUUUCAAACAUCUCCAAGAAACAAAUAUGGCAUCUUCCUUGAAAUUUCUCUGCAUUCUUGGCAUGAUCCUCCUCGUAGGAGUUGUCGUUGACGGUGCAGGGGAAUGUGGUAGAUCUUCGCCGGACAAUGAGGCGAUGAAGCUGGCUCCAUGUGCAGGUGCAGCUCAGGAUGCUAACGCCGCCGUGCCAGGAGGUUGUUGUGCUCAGAUUAAGAGAUUUUCUCAGAACCCUAAAUGUCUCUGUGCUGUUCUUCUUUCCGACACGGCCAAAGCCUCAGGCGUCCAGCCUGAGGUUGCCCUUACCAUCCCUAAACGCUGCAAUUUCGCUAACCGCCCUGUUGGUUACAAGUGCGGACCAUACACACUUCCGUGAAGUGUUGACGAUUAGAAAAGGAUGAAGGAGCCAUAACUGAGCUUUAUGUGGAAGCUUGGAGUUUACUUCUACUAUGUCUCCUCCAUGUACCGUAUAUUAUAUGAAUAACACAAUAAUGUUUAUACUGUAUGUAUCAGUGUGAUUGGUAAUGGAUCUCUAUAUCAAUAUAUAUGAUAUGAUUUCACUCUCUAUUUCAA
Molecule: messenger RNA, 616 nt
Organism: Camelina sativa (false flax)
Lineage: Eukaryota; Viridiplantae; Streptophyta; Magnoliopsida; Brassicales; Brassicaceae
Source: RefSeq, a predicted model, not a curated record